Messenger RNA from Quercus robur (English oak), 1962 nucleotides. RefSeq names its product cation/H(+) antiporter 15-like. The coding region runs from base 1 to 1962 and encodes 653 amino acids. Gene Ontology annotation, molecular function: antiporter activity. Gene Ontology annotation, cellular component: endomembrane system; membrane. The record is from RefSeq and is a predicted model, not a curated record. Lineage: Eukaryota; Viridiplantae; Streptophyta; Magnoliopsida; Fagales; Fagaceae. The transcript is spliced from 5 exons. Gene Ontology annotation, biological process: regulation of pH; proton transmembrane transport.
AUGGUACAGAACGAUUUGCGAAAUGUGACCUCUGUCUGUGAGCCACGACAAAAUCUAUCAAGUAGAGGGAUCUUUUUUGAUGAUAAUCCGUUUGAUUUCGCAGUUCCAGUCCUUUGCGCACAACUAUCCAUAUCCGCCUUGAUCAAUGCCUUCUUACAACUUGUUCUUUCCCCAAUAGGUGAAACUGCUUUUAUUUCACAGAUGUGGACCGGUAUUGCAAUGGGACCUUCGAUUCUUGGAAAAUUCGGUGCAUUGGCUGCGACGAUCUACCCCAAAAAAAGUCUGUAUUUAAGUAAAACAUUAGGGAACUUCGCAUGCCUUCUCUUCAUGUUCCUCGUUGGAGUCAAAAUGGAUUUGAGUAUGUCUACAAGUUCCUUCCAUGUUAUUGCAUGCCUUUUAGCCGAUUUAAAUCUUCUUAAUUCAGAGCUUGGCCGAUUGGCUACUUCCUCUUCUAUGCUAAAAGGAAAGCAUUCAGAGAGUUAUUUCAUUUUCAUCUUUCUCAUGAUACUGAUGUGUGCCCUCCUUGGUGAGGUCAAUGGGGUACAUUUCAUGUUGGGGCCUAUGAUUUUAGGCUUGGCUGUACCAGAUGGUUGGCCGUUAGGAUCAGCAAUAGUCGAUAAGCUUGAUUCCUAUGUUUCGUCAAUUCUCUUGCCAAGCUAUUUUGUAUACAGCUGCGCGGCCAUAGAUCUUGCUUUGAUAAAUUUGAAGACUACUGGAAUUGUAGCGAUGUUGGCUUUAUGUAGCUUGCUGGGGAAGUUCAUGGGAACCAUGUUGCCUUCGCUCUACUACAAAAUGCCCAUCAUUGACUCGCUCUGCUUAGGCCUCAUCAUGAGCUCCCAAGGCAUCACUGAUAUGUUCAUUUUACAAAACGGGAUUCUCCUCUUUAUUAUUGACAUCGAAUCAUAUAAUUCACUGAUUAUAACCAUGGUUUUGAUGACGCAAACCCUCACUCCCAUAGUGAAAUUACUCUACAAACCAUCCAAGAGAUACAUGGGCGUCAACAGGAGGAGUAUCCAGCAUACAAUGGCUAAUGAAGAGCUCCGUUUGUUGGCCUGCACUUUCAAUCAAAACAGCACUCCUUCCAUCAUCAAUCUUCUCGAAGUCUCCCAUCCAAUGCUUAGAAGCCCUAUCUGCUUCUAUAUUGUCCAUCUCAUGGAACUACUAGGCAGAUCAUCUCCAAUUCUCGUGGUGCAUCAAAAAGGCAAAAGGAGUUCUAUUCAUUCCCAUCAUUCUGACCACGUAAUAAACGCUUUCCGGCUAUAUGAGCAACAUAGUCGUGGUAAGGUAAUGGUGCAUCCAUUUACGGCCAUUGCACCGUAUGCCACAAUGCAUGAUGAGAUAUGCAACCUUGCUUUUGAGAAGAGAGUAUCAAUGGUGAUUAUCCCUUUUCAUAAGCGCUGGACAUUGCAUGGUUCAGAGGAGUGUGACAACCCCAUAAAAGCUGUCAACUUCAAAAUUCUUAAGAAUGCCCCAUGCUCAGUCGGAAUCUUGGUGGAUAAAGGGACAUUAAGUGGGAGGAAUUUAGGGAGUCGAAAACCUUUGUACAGUAUUGGAAUGAUCUUUGUGGGAGGGCCGGAUGAUCGCGAAGCAUUAACAUAUGCCAUGCGCAUGGCGGAACACCCCAAAGUUAGCCUUACAGUUAUUCAGUUGGUUCAGCCUCAUAAAAAGAGUAAGGAGCUUGAUUUUGAUAUUAUCAAACGGUUUAAGAUGCCUAAUAUCCAUCAAAAGCACUAUUUAUAUAGAGAGGAAGUUGUAAAAGACAGUGUGGAAAUGAUAAAUGUGAUUAAAUCACUAGAAAAUCUUUAUGAACUAAUUUUGGUAGGAAGACAGCAUGAAAGUAAUUCGCCAUUGUUCAUGGGACUUACUUUAUGGAAUGAGUAUCCUGAGCUAGGGUACUUGGGGGACAUGCUAGUGUCAUCAGAGUCUGAUUGGAAGGUAUCAGUGUUGGUGGUGCAACAAUAA